Molecule: messenger RNA, 441 nt
Organism: Neogale vison (American mink)
Lineage: Eukaryota; Metazoa; Chordata; Mammalia; Carnivora; Mustelidae
Gene: SMIM35
Product: small integral membrane protein 35
Exons: 4
Coding region: 1-441 (146 amino acids)
Source: RefSeq, a predicted model, not a curated record
AUGGGCCUGGGCUUUGGAAGCAAAUCUGCUGUGCCAAAGGCUAACCACUAUACCUCCUGGCCCCCUGGCAGCACCCCAGAGCCCCAGGACCCUGGGCCACAGAGCUGGGAAUCAGUUGAUUCUUGCACACUCCUGGUGCUCAUCCAGCAAGAGUGGUGCUGGCUUUCUUCUUCCUUCACUGGCCUGCCAGGUGAGGACUCCAUCAGCACACUGGGCCUGAUCCUCGGCGUGGGACUCUCGCUGCUGCUUGUGUCCAUCCUGGGCUACAGCCUGGCCAAGUGGUACCAGCGUGGGUACUGCUGGGAGGGGCCUAAUUUUGUCUUCAACUUGUACCAGAUCCGGAACCUGAAGGAGCUGGAGGUGGGUCCACCUUUCACCAUCAGUGGCCAUGUCAGCAGUUCGGAUGGUGGCUACAUGAAGUUCUCCGACAGGCUAGUCUGA